Molecule: messenger RNA, 1362 nt
Organism: Adineta ricciae
Lineage: Eukaryota; Metazoa; Rotifera; Eurotatoria; Adinetida; Adinetidae
Source: the annotation of a GenBank genome assembly
AUGCGUGCUGAAGGAGCACAACACAUUGCUAAUGCGCUGCGAACGAAUACGACACUCACCACACUUAACCUCCGUUGGAACCAACUCGGUGAUGAAGGAGCACAACACAUUGCUCAUGCGCUCCGGACGAAUACGUUUCUACGGUACGUUUAUCGAAUUAUGGAUCAUCAAAAUGGCCGGACGCUAUUUUGUUCAAUGCAAAAUAUCUGUCGACGGCUCAAUCAGAUCCUGAGUACUUACCAGCGAUAUCAAACACUCACCACACUCGACCUCAGUUCGAACGACAUCGGUGCUAAACGAGCACAACACAUUGCUAAUGCCCUGCGAACGAAUACGACACUCACCACACUUAACCUCAGUUUGAACCAAAUCGAUGCUGAAGGAGCACAACACAUUGCUAAUGCGCUCCGAACGAAUACGACACUCACCACACUUCACCUCACCGUGAACCGAAUCGGUGCUAAAGGAGCACAACACAUUGCGGAUGCGUUGCGAACGAAUACGACACUCACCACACUUAACCUCGAUAGGAACGGAAUCGGCGCUGAAGGAGCGCAACACAUUGCGGAUGCGCUGCGAACGAAUACGACACUCACCACACUUCACCUCACCCUGAACGAAAUCGGUGCUGAAGGAGCACAACACAUUGCGGAUGCGGUGCGAACGAAUACGAUACUCACCAUACUUAACUUCUCUUACAACGAAAUCGGUGACGAAGGAGCACAACACAUUGCGGAUGCGUUGCGAACGAAUACGACACUCACCACACUUCACCUCACCCUGAACGAAAUCGGUGCUGAAGGAGCACAACACAUUGCGGAUGCGUUACGAACGAAUACGACACUCACCACACUUCACCUCACCGUGAACGAAAUCGGUGCUGAAGGAGCACAACACAUUGCUAAUGCGCUCCGAACGAAUACGACACUCACCACACUUAACCUCGAUAGGAACCGAAUCGGCGCUGAAGGAGCGCAACACAUUGCUAAUGCGCUCCGAACGAAUACGACACUCACCACACUUCACCUCGAUAGGAACCGAAUCGGUGCUGAAGGAGCACAACACAUUGCGGAUGCGUUGCGAACGAACGCAACACUCACCACACUUAACCUCGAUAGGAACCAACUCGGUGAUGAAGGAGCACAACACAUUGCUAAUGCCCUGCGAACGAAUACGACACUCACCACACUUCACCUCGAUAGGAACCGAAUCGGUGCUGAAGGAGCACAACACAUUGCGGAUGCGUUGCGAACGAACGCAACACUCACCACACUUCACCUCAGUUUGAACCAAAUCGAUGAUGAAAUAGCUCAACAUAUUGCAGAUGCAUUGGGAAGGAAUAUUAGCGUCAAGAUGGUAUAG